CGGUGCGAGCUGAAGCUGAGGCUCAGGCGGUGGCGGCGGCCCAGUGGAGUCACGGCCGUGGGUAGCGGGCUCGGCGUGUCUGACCUUCUUCCGCCUCCUCGCAAAGUUCUUCGACGCGGUUUGGGGUCCAGCGGACACCGUCCCUGGCCAUGGACUCCCAGAAAGAAGCUCUGCAAAGGAUCAUUUCAACUCUGGCAAAUAAAAAUGAUGAAAUUCAGAACUUUAUUGAUACACUAAACCAAACACUAAAAGGAGUUCAGGAAAAUUCUUCUAACAUACUUUCAGAAUUAGAUGAAGAAUUUGACAGUUUAUACUCCAUAUUGGAUGAGGUAAAGGAAAGCAUGAUUAACAGUAUCAAGCAGGAACAAGCACGUAAAUCGCAAGAGUUACAGAGUCAACUUAGUCAAUGUAAUAAUGCCCUGGAGAACUCAGAAGAACUACUAGAAUUUGCAACAAGAUCAUUAGAUAUAAAGGAACCUGAAGAAUUUUCAAAGGCUGCCAGACAGAUCAAGGAUAGAGUAACAAUGGCUUCAGCCUUUCGCCUUUCUUUGAAACCAAAGGUCAGUGACAACAUGACUCAUUUAAUGGUGGAUUUUUCUCAGGAAAGACAGAUAUUGCAGACUUUGAAGUUUUUGCCAGUCCCCAAAGCUCCAGAGAUAGAUCCAGUAGAAUGUUUGGUGGCUGACAACUCUGUGACGGUAGCUUGGAGAAUGCCAGAAGAAGAUAAUAAGAUUGAUCAUUUUAUACUGGAAUAUAGGAAAACGAAUUUUGAUGGACUUCCACGUGUAAAGGAUGAACGAUGCUGGGAGAUAGUUGAUAAUAUUAAGGGUACUGAAUAUACACUAUCAGGUUUAAAGUUUGAUUCAAAGUACAUGAAUUUCAGAGUGCGAGCUUGUAACAAGGCUGUGGCUGGAGAGUAUUCUGAUCCAGUGACUCUAGAGACCAAAGCACUUAAUUUCAAUUUGGAUAACUCAUCCUCCCAUUUGAACCUGAGAGUUGAAGAUACCUGUGUAGAGUGGGAUCCUACUGGAGGAAAAGGUCAAGACAGUAAAAUUAAAGGAAAAGAGAACAAGGGCAGUGUCCAUGUUACUUCACUGAAGAAACAUUCAAGAAGUGGUACCCCAUCCCCUAAACGGACAUCUGUAGGCUCCAGGCCACCAGCAGUAAGAGGCAGCAGAGAUCGUUUUACGGGGGAAUCGUACACAGUGUUGGGAGACACAGCUAUUGAAAGUGGACAACAUUAUUGGGAGGUCAAGGCCCAGAAGGAUUGUAAAUCCUACAGUGUGGGAGUAGCGUACAAGACUUUGGGGAAAUUUGACCAAUUGGGAAAGACAAACACUAGUUGGUGUAUCCAUGUGAACAACUGGCUACAGAACACAUUUGCAGCAAAGCAUAAUAAUAAGGUCAAAGCCUUGGAUGUUGCUGUUCCUGAAAGAAUAGGUGUAUUUUGUGAUUUUGAUGGGGGUCAGCUUUCUUUCUAUGAUGCAAACUCAAAACAGUUGUUGUAUUCCUUUAAGACAAAAUUUACUCAGCCAGUACUACCUGGUUUCAUGGUUUGGUGUGGUGGACUUUCUUUGAGUACUGGGAUGCAGGUUCCAAGUGCUGUGAGGACUCUUCAGAAAAAUGAAAAUGGAAUGACUGGCUCCACUAGCAGCUUAAACAAUAUUACUCAGUGAUGCCUACUCAGAAUAUGUUUAUCUUCCCCCACUCCUUUUUGAUUGGGUGGCCUUUUCCGUGCAGUUACUAAUCGCAGCAGUUUACAAGUGAUGGAAGUCAGGUUUGCUACCUUCUGCUCUAAGCUCUGGAGUCUUUUUGCAUCAGGCAUCUAGUAGGAAGCAUUCACAGGAGCCUGCUGUGGGGCAUCAGAGAAGCAAGCAGACAUCUAGCAAGAAACUGAUGUUCUGAAGAGUAAAUGAGAAAAAAAGGCAGUGUUAAGUAGUUACAUAGAAACUCAUUUUUGUGUUUCUUGGAUUACUUUGACUAUUCUAAAAUGUUUAGUUACGUAUGGUAGCCCUAGGACCUGAAGGAAAAGCAUUUAAAUCUUCUUUCCCCUAUACUUUCCCUUUUUUUAAUGUCAUCACUACCUAUUAUUUAAUUCUUACACUGAAGCUUUAAAACUGUACAGUCUUCCAUGGUUUUCUAACAACUGAAAAAAAAUGGAUUGGGCAUGCUAGAAAGGUUUUCUUCCAGUAGUUUAUUUUUCCCCUUUUAUAAAUAAGUUGAGGUUUGCUAAAUUGUUAUCUUUUAUUUUUCCACUAGAUUGUAUAUUGUUUUCUUCUUUCCAAAUAUUGUGAUAGUUCUCUCACGGUUUAUAACUCAAAAUAGAGAAUGGACAGGAAGUGUUUCUAGAUAUAAUAGCUUUAAAUUGCCCAAAUUUCAGUUUUUUUCCUGCUGCAAAGAGAUAUUCUUUAUACGUUACCUUGUUUAAUUAGACCUCUGUCCAUUAUUUUGAAUGAUGGGUAAGAUUUUUUUAAAGCUUUAUAUUUUCUGAUUUUUUUGUCUAGUUUAAUAGAAACUUUAAUAGUUUUGGUAAAAUUCCCACUUGAAUUUGGUGUAAUAACGUAGUAAUUAUGCUUAUUUUUAACAUUUUUAGUAAGGUGAAAGAUCAUUAAAGCUAUAUAGAAAGUAGAAGAAGCUACCUAUUCAAGUUUUAUCUAUAAGGAAAAGGUUAUAAAGGGAGGUGCCUAAAACUAUUCUUUACUGAAGUCAUCUAUAUCUGCUUUUUAGUAAGAUGGAAUCGUUAAAAACAAGAGUUUUGAAAAAACUAUGUAUCUCUGACUUAUUUGGCACAUGAAUUUUUCAGACAUACCUAUUCAGAGGUUAUUUUUCUCUCAGUCUUUUUGCUACUUCAUUUGCUUUCUAAAGGAUCAUAAUUCUUCAAAAAAAAAUCAACAUAGAGUGAUCUUUACCAUACAUAGGGAAGAUGUGUUAAACCAUGAGUAAUACCCAUGAUUAUUGAGCAAAGCAUUUGUAUUUUUAAAGUUGAUUAAAAUUUGUAACAGGUUCUUUGAGCCAAAUUGCAAGUUGUCAUUACAGUAUUUAGGAAUUCCUUGAGCAUUUUCAAGAGGUAUGGGUUUGUAUAUUCCUUAAUAUUCGAAGCUGUUACUUUCUCCUGUUGACUUUCUUCCAUUCAUAUUUUAAGUAUAUUGUCUUAUGAUACCUUUCUCCCUAGAAGUGACCAUUGCUGUGUACAUUUGAGUUACUAUCUAUAGAAAGACUUGUGGGAUAGGAACAGCUCAGUCUCUCUUAAAGUUUAUUGCUUACUGAUGAGAUGUUUUGUUCUUUGUAAAACAAAUCUAAUGAGGAAUUUUAUUCAAACUGGGUAUUCAUUUUUCCAGAGGAGAGUCAUAUCUAUACCGUUGUCUGAUAAUGUAUUUUAAAAACCAUAAGGCAGUUUAGAGUAUGAUAUUGUCAGUAGAUAUUGUUUUGAUUCUCCAAAUAAAUAUAAUUUUGAUUUUUGUUUUUCCUAGAGAUUUUGAAAGAAAUUUUUGGAUGUCCUGUUCUCUGCAGCAGGGUUAUUGCAGGACCUAAGGAAACAGGAAGUUAUAAUUCUCUUUCAUAGAGUUAAACCUGAAAGCAGUAAGUUAGUGGUGGAGCUGCUUUAUAUGAACAGUCAUGUAUAUUUUAACAAAAAUGACACUGAAAAAGCCAGAAGUUCUUGUAUAAAAACUUUUACUAUUAUGUCUGUAUAAUUAUAUCCUGUUUUUAAUUUUAAGUGCCUUCUUCCUCUUAAGCAUGCUCUCACUCCAUGCCCCAUGCAUUGUCAACUGAUAUUUAAACCAGAGACCAUUACGUAAUACUGGUGAGGAGUUCUAUUGCAAGGGCAUGAGGAAAGGAAAAUACUAGUCAGGGGCUGGAGGAGUGCAUAUGAUUCUUGUGUGUGCUCAUCCCAUCAUUUGAAACCCUUCGUAUAAAACAUUGUAGUAUCAUUUGGAAAAAUUCAUUUGAAGUAAUACUUUUAUACUUCAAAAGAAGAAUCUGGGGUUUCCCUCUUACUAUGCUUCUUCUUCCCACCUUCCCAGAAAUACAAAAAAAAAUGUGUGGGCUUUUAGCUUAAUUCAUUUAAGUUUAUUUGUGUUAAGUUAAACUGGAGGAAGUUUGUCAUUCGCAUUUUCAAACUAGAAAAUAAUCAACUAUAGUGCCUAUUUACAUAGUCUGAAAUUAAGGUAACUGUUAACUUGACACAAUAUAUAACAUUCUCAUUAACAUUGGAAUUAAAAAAUAUUGAGAUUUUUUCCUCAAUUGAAGACAUGAAAAGUUGGUAUACUCUUUAAAAUAUUUUUUUUUUUACUCUUUGUUUUGACAGGUCAAACAUGAUUGCUUUCUACAAAAGAAAUGCAUGAGAGGUUGAUGGUAGUGGAUAUACCACAAGUGUAAAAAAUUGUGUUUUAUAAAAAUAUACACUUAGUAUUGCCUUUCUCUUUUAGCAGUUGAAUC
Messenger RNA from Bubalus bubalis (water buffalo), 4437 nucleotides. RefSeq names its product fibronectin type III and SPRY domain containing 1 like (gene FSD1L). The transcript has 14 exons. NCBI's taxonomy places the organism in Eukaryota, Metazoa, Chordata, Mammalia, Artiodactyla, Bovidae. The coding region runs from base 150 to 1676 and encodes 508 amino acids. Gene Ontology annotation, molecular function: protein binding. The record is from RefSeq and is a predicted model, not a curated record.